Messenger RNA from Paramacrobiotus metropolitanus, 2868 nucleotides. Its product is annotated as tau-tubulin kinase 2-like. The record is from RefSeq and is a predicted model, not a curated record. Gene Ontology annotation, biological process: peptidyl-serine phosphorylation; signal transduction. Gene Ontology annotation, cellular component: nucleus; cytoplasm. Gene Ontology annotation, molecular function: ATP binding; protein serine/threonine kinase activity. Lineage: Eukaryota; Metazoa; Tardigrada; Eutardigrada; Parachela; Macrobiotidae.
AGACGGUCUAAACACUCUUCCAGCUACUUUUUCGGCGAAUAAUUAUGCAAGUUUGAGAUCAACAACUAAUAUUUCUGAACCGAUUUUGAGUGUAUCUCUGUUAAUUUGAGUAACUGGUCUUGAUUAAAGGAACCCUCUUCAGGGAACUGUCGUUAAUUAGCUAAGGAAAUUUUCCAAUCAUGAGCAGCCACUCCUCGGAAGACAUUUUGCAACCGGGUCACGUAAUCAAAGAGCGCUGGAAGGUGGUGGAAAAGAUCGGAGGCGGUGGAUUUGGUGAAAUUUACAGUGCGAUGGAUCUCGUUAGUAAAGAAGUGGUGGCUAUAAAAAUUGAAUCCGUUCAACAAGCCAAACAAGUUCUUAAAAUGGAAGUUGCGGUCCUUAAAAAACUACAAGGAAAAGAACAUGUCUGCCGGUUCAUUGGCUGUGGACGGAAUAAAGAAUUCAACUAUGUCGUAAUGUCUAUGCAAGGGAAGAAUUUGGCUGAACUCCGACGAAAUCAGACACGGGGAACAUUCUCCAUUAGUACCACACUGCGGAUCGGUAUUCAAAUUCUCAAAGCCAUAGAAAACAUUCAUUCGGUUGGAUUUUUGCAUCGCGACAUUAAACCGUCGAAUUUCGCGAUGGGAUUGAUGCCAAAUAACUGUCGCACAGUAUAUAUGCUGGAUUUCGGACUCGCCCGGCAAUUUACGGGCCCAAGUGGAGAAAUCCGAUCACCGCGCUCAGCCGCCGGCUUCCGUGGCACUGUGCGAUACGCCUCGAUUGCCGCGCACAAAAAUAAGGAAAUGGGCCGACAGGAUGACCUUUGGUCAUUAUUCUACAUGCUAGUCGAAUUUGCUUCCGGUCAUCUGCCAUGGCGGAAAAUUAAAGACAAGGAGCAAGUGGGCGCCAUGAAGGAAGACAUUGAUCCGAAAGUCUUGCUCAAAAACCUGCCGAAAGAAUUCGAGGGAUUUCUAGAUCACAUUGCCUCAUUGAAUUACGAGGAUACGCCCAAUUACCGCUACCUCCAGUCGGUCUUCGAGAUCUGCCUACGUAAACGCAAUAUAAAAUUAAACGACCCACUGGACUGGGAGAAGGCCAGUUUUGACGUCUCCACCGAGAAUCAGAAUAGUGCGGCCACGGCAACUGGAACAAGUGUACUCGGGGUCCCUGUUCCGACUGAUCAGCCAUUGAAGCCAUCGCUGCUAAGAAAAGAUAAUCAAGUAAUGCGUGAAAAUGUGAUGAAACAAGUGGAGGUCAUUGUCGAUGCGCCCAAGGACGAUGAGGAGUCGGUGCCGGAUGACGAGAAGAAGGACAGUCCGGCGGAAAUGUUCCGCCGGAAGGAGCCCAAACGCAGUCCCCGCCUCCGGCGACGCACCCGAGAAAUCCGCAACGGCAAGCCGCGCGCCGCCGGGGAGCUGCUGCGUGUGGAGGGCGGCAGUGAUGCUAAUUUCUCCAACACGGAAGAGGGCCGCCCGGUGGACGACCGCAUCACCAGCUACACCACGCAGUUCGCCCUGGCGGAAGACGACAUCGUCAGUAAUGUGGCGCAAAUGACGAAGGCCCCGUUAACGCUCAUGUCGCAGUACCGACCGUCGUUCGAGGUCAGCGACGAGGAUACCGAUGAUGAUCUGGACGCGUCCGAGGAAGCGGCCGAUAAGAAGCCGGGCGAGAAUGCCGCGCCCAAGAACGGCCGGACGAAUCUGGCGGCACCGCAGAAACAUAAUGAUCUACGUCGGCUGGGAUUACUGCAGAAAUUCGAUCCGAAAUUACGGGCGGUUCUGGGUGUGCCCGGUGGCGAACAGCGCGGCGCGUUCCCACGCUCGCAGACCCUACCGGAUAUGAACCGACCGAAAUUAAUUCGGCAGCCGGGAUUGGAAGAAAACAGUUCCGGCCAGGUAAACGGCGUCGGAUUACAUAAAGUCAACUCGGCGUCACAGAUGCCGACCAAUCCCAUCGCCCGGCGUUCGGCACUAAAACAACCCAGUGCCAGUGAAGACCGUACCAGCUUAUCUAAGGAGAAUACCGAUAUUUCCCAUAAUUUAUCCACCACAUUAAAAGAACCGGCUGUCCCGGCUAAAAAUCACCGAUUGAAUAACAUACACGAGGAAGGAGAGCAGGAUGUCACGCCCACACCGACGAAUGCCGAGGAUGCCAAUACGCUGCACGCCUCGCAGUCGCCCCCGCAGCAUGAUACACUGGUUACGCCCUCCGCGUUGCGUGCCAAAACCGGCAAGAUGCAGUGGCCACCGGUGAAUAAUCGGCGUCCAUCUGUGGGCGAGAUGCUGCCACAGCAGACCACCGUGCUCAAUAAUAAAGAUGUUCCUAAAGAUGUUCCUAACGCGAUGAAUAUGCACAUUACUAAUGCCGUGCCUAACGGUCAUCCGCCGCCGGUACCGGAGAAGACCAUCCCCGCGGCACUGCAGGGUGAACGCUGGUGGUGUAUGUAUACACCCAAACCGCCACUUGAUCAAAUCUUGCCUUCAUACUUGAAAACUGGAUGCAUUGCGGCCAGACGGCGACGUUAUCGUCCCACAGCGAUUCUGGACGCCAAUUCCCAGUGGAAGGAAUACAGUGGAAAGUCAAAUUUGAUGUGAUCGCCCGGUUUUUAGUUAGUCGUAUUCAUGCAGUUUUGUUGAUAGAUUGGCUUAGAUGUUGCAGUUUGUCAAUGCUGGGAUAUAUAAUAUUAAUCUGGUUUUUUUCUACUGCAUAUACUGCGCGCGCGGUUUACAAAAAUGUUAAUAAUUCAGGUGCCAAAAUCUGGUUGUAUACAUCACACGUGAUAUCGCUGUUUUGACUGGGAAAUAGCUCUGUCAUUUUUGAUUUGUCCCUCCGGUGUUCAGUUACUUGUGUCAAGAUAUAUUCUGCGCAAUAAAUACAACUUUGCAACUC